AUGGAUGGCCUGCACACCGAUGCGAAUAUCAAGCUGGAUAUACUGGGACAACAGCCGUUCUUUCAGCACUUGUACACGCAAAUAACGCUUGGGUUUCCAUUGAGCGCUGAGGCCAAUAUUCGUCACAUCCUCGAUCGGCUUCAAACAGGCCUCAAACACACUGCAGAUGCCUUUCCAUGGAUAGCAGGUCAGGUCGUCAACCAUGGCGCCAGUACAGGCAACACCGGAACGUUCAGCAUUUGUCGCUUGACAGGGGCCCCUCUCUUUACUGUUGACGACUUGCGAGACGACAACUCAUCACCGAGCUUUGAGGCAAUGCAAAGCGCAGGUUUCCCCAUGGAAAUGCUCGAACAAAGCGUAUUAUCCCGGCGCAAAACUUUUGCGACUGACGACGGUCCCCGGGAGGUCUUGUCCGUCCACGCUGUGUUUGUCCAAGGUGGUUUGUUGCUCACCUUUGCAGCCUCGCACGCCACCAUGGACGCUUCGGGGCAGGGACAGGUGAUUUCAAUGAUUGCGAAGGCUUGUCGUGGUGACAGCUUCUCCAGCGAGGAGAUGCGAAUCGGUAAUAUGGCACGCGACAAACUAGUACCACUGUUGGACGAGGACUACACUCCGGGUCCCGAAGUAAGCAGCAGCCAGAUCUCCAAGAAAAAGAGUGAAAAGGCAACGGAAGAGCACGUCACAACCACAGCCCCUCCGCCGAGCGGCAGGUGGGCGUAUUUCAGCUUCAGUCCCAGUUCACUGGCCGAAGUCAAGGAUAACGCAACAAGCACACUACCUCCGGACUCAGCAGUGCCGUUCUUGUCCACAGACGACGCCAUCACGACCUUCAUCUGGCAAGCCAUCACCCGUGCACGACUGCCACGUCUGGUGGAUACGUCCGAAAAAGUCAAAUUGACCCGAGCCGUCGAUGUGCGCAAAUACUUCAACGUCCCAGCUACCUACCCUGGCCUCUUACAAGUCCUCAACUUCCACUCCCACGAGCCCCAAGAGCUUGUUCAGCCGUCUUCACUCGGAGUCGUCGCUGGAGAGAUGCGCUCCGCGCUUUUCACGGCCGAAGAGACAGGCCAGGAGCGGGACUUGGUGGGCCGCACGCGCGCUCUCGCGACCAUUCUGUCCCGCUCUCCCGACAAGUCGGGCAUUUCGCUGACCGCGUCGGUUGAUUCAUCAAAGGACGUGAUGCUGAGCUCCUGGAUGCUGCUGAAGAGCUUAUUUGAGGACGCCGACUUUGGCCCAAGCAUUGGAAAACCAGUCAUCAUCAGAAGGCCCAGCUUCGACUUCAUCGAGGGCUUAAUGUAUCUGCUGCCAGAGGCGCCCGAGGGAGGGAUGGCGCUUGCCGUCAGUUUAAGAGAUGAGGAUUUGGAGAUGUUGAGGAAGGACCAGGGUUUCAUGAAGCACGCGACAUAUUUGGGUUCGACGGCCAAGACCGCCACGGCAGGCGAAGCCGAAACGGAACGAAUUGAAGUUCACGAUGCCACUCAGCGUGUCCAAGAACAAGCCCAGACGGACAGAUGGCGCUCCAUCAAGGCGAAUCCCAAGCUAGUUCUGCUUGCCCUUUUCGCAUCCUUUGGCGGCUUCGAAUAUGGCUACCAACAGGGCAUCCUCUCGCAGUCGUUGGCCAUGUACCGCUUCAAGGAAAACUUCCCCAGCGUCGUGUCCUCGCCGACCGCGACCGGCUGGCUCACCUCGAUCCUGCAGCUCGGUGGUAUCCUGGGGUCCUUGAGCGCCGGCAUCCUCAGUGAGGUCAUCUCGAGAAAGUACACCAUGUUCACCGCCUGCUGCUGGGUCAUCCUGGGCAGUUACCUGUACAUCGGCGCCACCGCGGGCAAGCCCGACCUCUUGUACGCCGGCCGCUUCUUCACGGGUCUCGGCGUUGGUCUAUUUAGUGGCGUCGGUCCCCUGUACAAUGCUGAGAUCUCGGCACCUGAGACGCGUGGCUUCACUGUCUCUUUCUACCAGUUUGCCACCAUCUUUGGCAUCUUCCUCUCCUUCUGGGUCGGCUACGGUAGCAACUACAUUGGCGGACACGAUGCAGCCCAGUCGGACAUGGCAUGGCGCCUCCCUUCCAUCAUCCAAGGCAUCCCCGCGAUCCUCCUGGCCGGCGGCAUCUGGUUCAUGCCCUUCUCGCCGCGCUGGCUGGUCAAGAAGGGCCGGUAUGAGGAGGCGCGCAAGACGCUGGCUUGGAUCCGCAAGAAGGACCUCGACGACCCGCUCGUCGAGGUCGAGCUGCUCGAGAUCAGGGCCGAGCAGCUGUUCGAGGAGAGGGCCUUUGCGCGCGCCCUGCCCCAGUACGCCAACAAGGAGGACCGCAACCCCUGGGUCCACGAGAUCGUCGGCUACGUGCAGUGCUUCAAGACCUGGGACAAUGUCAAGCGCGUCGCCACGGCGUGGCUCGUCAUGUUCUUCCAGCAGUGGUCCGGCAUCGACGCCAUCAUCUACUAUGCCACCAACGUUUUUAUGAGCUUUGGGUUCACCGAGGGCACCAUUGCUCUGCUGGCGACGGGCGUCACGGGUGUGGUGUUUUUGGUGUCGACCAUUCCUGCCAUGUUGCUCAUCGACAAGCUCGGCCGCAAGCCCAUGCUGUACACGGGCUCCAUAAUCAUGUUCCUGACCAUGGUGACGGUCGGCAUCGUGGUGGCCAAGUUCCAACACGACUGGCCCAGCAACCCCGCCGCGGGCUGGGCGGCGGUGAUCCUGAUCUGGAUCUACAUCGGCGCCUUUGGGUACGGCUGGGGCCCGGCGUCGUGGGUGGUCAUCUCCGAGAUCUUCCCGCUCAGCAUCCGCGCCCGCGGCGCCUCCAUCGGCGCCUCGUCCAACUGGCUCAACAACUUUGCCAUCGCCUUCUUCGUGCCGCCCAUGUUCCAGGCCCUGGCCUGGGGCACCUACAUCUUCUUCGCCGGCUUCCUGGCCGCCGGCAUUGCCUGGAUCUACUUUUACCUGCCCGAGACCAAGGACGUCAGCCUCGAGGAGAUGGACCGCGUCUUUGGCAGCCACACGGGCGCUGAGGACGCGAGGCUGCUGGCCGAGGCGCAGCGCGACGUUGGCUUGAUUGACUUUUUGAGGAGGGCUGAGGGCAAGUCGGUCGAUGUCGAGGCUGAGGAGAAGAGGCAGGAGCAUGUCGCUUAG
Pyricularia pennisetigena is the source of this 3126-nucleotide messenger RNA. RefSeq lists its product as uncharacterized. Gene Ontology annotation, molecular function: carbohydrate:proton symporter activity. Gene Ontology annotation, biological process: transmembrane transport; carbohydrate transport. Gene Ontology annotation, cellular component: membrane. NCBI's taxonomy places the organism in Eukaryota, Fungi, Ascomycota, Sordariomycetes, Magnaporthales, Pyriculariaceae. The transcript is spliced from 5 exons. The record is from RefSeq and is a predicted model, not a curated record. The coding region runs from base 1 to 3126 and encodes 1041 amino acids.